Hemibagrus wyckioides is the source of this 10775-nucleotide messenger RNA. RefSeq names its product plexin A4 (gene plxna4). Gene Ontology annotation, cellular component: semaphorin receptor complex. Gene Ontology annotation, molecular function: semaphorin receptor activity; protein binding. Gene Ontology annotation, biological process: regulation of cell migration; regulation of cell shape; negative regulation of cell adhesion. NCBI's taxonomy places the organism in Eukaryota, Metazoa, Chordata, Actinopteri, Siluriformes, Bagridae. The coding region runs from base 776 to 6490 and encodes 1904 amino acids. The record is from RefSeq and is a predicted model, not a curated record. The transcript has 32 exons.
GAGGAGGAGGAGGAGGAGAGGAAGGGGGAGGAGGGUGUUUGAGUGGAGAGCAUUCGCCGGUCACUUUGGAGUCAGCCGCCAAACGGCAAACUCUGGAAAGACGCACGCGCUCGUCUCUCCUCUCUCCUCUCUUCGGUGUGUCUCGCGGAUUUGCGCAGCAGUGUCCGUGUGAGUGAGUGUGCGUGCGUGUGUGUGUGCGCGUGUAUAUGUGUGUUUUCCCGUGGAGCUCAGAGAGAGAGAGAGACAGAGAGUGAGGGAGAGACAGAGAGUGAGAGAGAGAAAGAGAGAGAGAGAGACACGUCGGAGUUUCCGGACGCGGCCAUUUCUCUAAACCCUACACGGAUCUGCGAUGGCACUCAUCAGCAGCAAGAGUGUGGCUUAAAAAAAAAUAAAUAGAAAAGUUGCUGCGGGAACGCCGAGUGGACGCCUUGCACUCACGCGGAAUUUAAAACGCCUGGGAUGUGAAAUUUUGAAAUCCGUGACAUUUGUGGAAUUGCUUUGCUUUUGCUUUUGCGAAAUCAUCACCCAAAUCCAGAUCUCGACCAAGAAGAAAAGUGUCACGCGGAGUUUGCGGUGCGUCUGUGCCUCUCUCUGUGUGUAUCUGUAUCUAUCCGCAGCGUGCACGCGACUGCGGCGGCGGCGGAGGUGCUGGUGGUGGUGAAGUCCAAACCCGCAGCACAGGUCCAUAAUGUCCUCAGACUCAAGACAAGGCUAAACAUCAUUCUGCUGCAAAUAGUUGACUUGAGACCUUCUUCUGCACCAUACUGUCAGGACAAUGGCUUCCCACCACAGAAAAUUGAACUGUUUAUUGGUUUCUUGCUGCUUCUUUGUUUCUUUGCUUCCCCUCUCCACCUCAAGGCCACAGCAGCCUUCCAUUGCAUCCAAAGUGGACAAGGACUACAGAACGUUCCAUGCUGAGAACCCAGAAUGGACCUUUAACCACUUGGCAGUGGAUUACAGAUAUGGGAACGUGUACCUUGGUGUAGUGAACCGCAUCUAUAAGCUCUCACAAGAGCUGGACGUAAUGGUGUCGCACCAAACUGGCCCGGAGGAGGACAACCGCAAUUGCUACCCACCACGAAUUGUGCAGCCCUGCAGCGAGCCACUGACCCUCACCAACAAUGUCAAUAAAAUGCUACUAAUUGACUAUAGAGCAAAUCGGCUGCUAGCUUGCGGGAGCCUCUACCAGGGUAUCUGCAAGCUGCUUCGCCUGGAUGAUCUCUUCAAACUUGGAGAGCCCUUUCACAAGAAGGAGCAUUACCUCUCAGGUGUCAAUGAGAGCGACUCCGUUUUUGGCGUCAUUGUGUCUUAUGGUAACACCUCACCUGACAAGCUGUUUGUGGCCACAGCAGUGGACGGGAGGCCUGAGUACUUCCCGACCAUCUCGAGUCGCAAACUGGCUCGCAAUUCAGAGGAGGAUGGCAUGUUUGCCUACGUCUUCCAUGAUGAGUUUGUGGCCUCCAUGAUCAAGAUCCCAUCAGACACCUUUACUGUGGUGCCCGAUUUUGACAUCUAUUACGUCUACGGUUUUGCCAGCGGCAACUUCGUCUACUUCCUGACACUUCAGCCGGAGAUGGGUGGCGGUCCGGCUGCGGGUUCGUCCUCGGCCAACCGGGAACAGGUGUUCACUUCCAAACUGGUGCGACUUUGCAAGGAUGACACUGCAUUCAACUCGUACGUAGAGGUUCCCCUCGGUUGUGUCAAGGGUGGUGUGGAGUAUCGCCUUCUCCAGGCUGCCUACUUGUCUAAGGCAGGUGCCAUCCUGGCUCGCUCGCUGGGUGUGGGACCGGACGAUGAUAUCCUUUACGCCGUGUUCUCCAAAGGCCAGAAGAGGCGACCAAAGGAAUCGUCUCAAGAGUCAGCCUUGUGUGUGUUUGCCCUGAAGGAGAUCAAUGAGAGAAUUAAGGACAGGCUACAGUCCUGUUACAAAGGAGAGGGCACGCUGGAUCUGGCCUGGCUCAAAGUGAAGGAUAUUCCCUGCAGCAGUGCGCUUCUUACCAUCGACGACAAUUUCUGCGGGUUGGAUAUGAACGCGCCGCUCGGGGUGUCCGAGAUGGUCCGCGGGAUUCCGCUGUUUUCCGAAUCCAAUGACAAGAUGACCUCGGUGAUUGCCUACGUCUACAAAAACCACUCGCUGGCCUAUGUAGGCACCAAGAGCGGCCGUCUGAAAAAGAUCCGAGUGGACGGUCCAUCCCACGGCGCUUUUCAGUAUGAAACAGUGCAGGUGGUGGAAAACGGGCCGAUCCUGCGCGACAUGGCCUUCUCGGCUGAUCAGCACUUCCUGUACGUGAUGUCAGAGACCCAGCUCACUCGUGUUCCAGUAGAAGCUUGUGAGCAGUAUUCAUCCUGCAACGAGUGUCUGGGCUCCGGGGAUCCUCACUGCGGCUGGUGUGUGCUGCACAGCAUGUGCACCAGAAAAGAGAAGUGUGAGAGGUCGUCUGAGCCACGCCGCUUCACCUCCGACAUCAAGCAGUGCGUCAGGCUGAGCGUCCACCCGAGUAACAUCUCAGUGUCCCAGUACAGUGUCAUGCUCGUCCUGGAGGCCCAUAACGUUCCCGAGCUCUCCGCUGGCGUGAACUGCACCUUUGAAGACCUGGCUGAGAUGGAUGGAUAUGUGGAAGGCAAUCGCAUCACUUGCAGCUCCCCUGCUGAGAAGGAGGUCCCACGCAUCGUUGUAGACCAAGGUGACCAUCAGAUUGUGCAACUCUACCUUAAGUCGAAAGAAACAGGACUAGCGUUUGCCAACACAAGCUUUGUCUUCUACAAUUGCAGUGUCCAUAAAUCGUGUCUUUCUUGUGUUGGAAGCCCAUACCAAUGUCACUGGUGCAAGUACCGUCACAUCUGCACCCAUGACCCACGCAGCUGCUCUUUCCAAGAAGGACGGGUCAAGCAGCCUGAGGAAUGUCCCCAGCUGCUUCCCGCUGAUCGGAUCCUGGUGCCAGUGAAUGUGGUGAAGCCCAUCACGCUACGUGCCAAGAACUUGCCUCAGCCACAGUCGGGCCAGCGGGGAUACGAGUGUGUGCUCACCAUCCAGGGGGUGGAGCAACGAGUCCCCGCCCUCCGCUUCAACAGCUCCAGUGUGCAGUGCCAGAACACCUCGUACGCGUAUGAGGGGAUGGAGAUGAGCAGCCUCGCCGUAGAGCUGACCGUCAUCUGGAAUGGAGAUUUUAGCAUCGAUAACCCGGCCCAAAACAAAGUACACCUGUAUAAAUGUGAUGCCAGGCGUGAGAGCUGUGGUCUGUGCCUGAAGGCUGAUCCGCUGUUUGGAUGUGUGUGGUGUAAAGGGGAAAAGCGCUGCACUCUCAAACAGCACUGCCCUCAUCCACAGAGCAUGUGGCUCGAGCACAACGGCAUCAACAGCAAGUGCACACACCCGAAGAUCACCAAGAUUACCCCACUGCGAGGGCCUCGGGAAGGGGGUACGCUGGUGACCAUCCGCGGAGAGAACCUUGGCCUGGAUUUCCACGAGAUCCAGGGCAACGUCAAGGUGGCCGAUGUGGAGUGCACACCCGUACCAGAGGGAUACAUCCCUGCUGAGCAGAUAGUGUGCGAGAUGGGAAAAGCCGAGUCGAGUCAGUAUGCUGGAAACGUCCAAGUCUGCGUUGGGGAGUGUCAGCCCGAGUUCAUGGCCAAGACCUCCAAAUACUACUACUUUGUGGUCCCCAGACUGCAGUCUCUGAAACCCAGCCGCGGCCCCGUAUCCGGAGGCACCAUCGUCAACAUCACGGGAAGCAACCUGGACUCCGGAAGCAACGUGUCCAUCAUGUUCAAGGACCAGAAGUGCACUUACCACAGACGAGGGGGUCAGUGGAUCACGUGUCACUCUCACGCGUCGACUCAAGGCACCGGGGAAGUAACCGUAUCCGUGUACGUAGACAAGGCCCACAUCCACAAGGACCUCCUGUUUGAGUAUGUAGAAGAUCCGACUAUCACCAAGCUGGAACCUGAAUGGAGCAUUUUCAGUGGAAACACACCAGUGACAGUGACCGGAACCAACCUGGACAUCAUCCAGAGCCCACAAAUCAGAGCCAAGUACAACAACCAGGAGACGACCAACAUUUGCCAAGUGCUCAGUUCCACCACGAUGCUGUGCCAAGCCCCAGCGCUGCCCGGUGGCCUGAGCAGGCAGAAGGAGGUGGUGGAGAAACCCGACGAGUUCGGCUUCAUCCUCGACAGCGUGCAGGCCGUGCUGGCUUUGAAGAACAUCAACUUCCUGUAUUACCCCAACCCCGUGUUCGAGCCUCUCAGUCCAUCUGGAGUGCAGGAGCUCAAGCCUGGAUCCCCCAUUAUUCUGAAGGGCCGGAACUUCCUUCCCCUUACCCCCGGUGGCAACGGCAAACUGAACUACACCGUUCUGAUCGGAGAAAAGCCCUGCGCGUUAACCGUAUCCGACACCCAGCUGCUGUGCGAAUCGCCCAAUCUAACUGGACGCCACAAAGUUCUGGCGCGUGUGGGUGGCAUCGAGUUUUCCCCUGGUGUGGUCCACAUCACCUCUGACAGCCCCCUCAGCAGCACCGCCAUCAUCAGCAUCGCCGGAGCAGGAUGCCUUCUCAUCCUCUUCAUCAUCAUCGUGCUCAUCGCCUACAAGCGCAAGUCCCGUGAAAGCGACCUGACCCUGAAACGCCUGCAGAUGCAGAUGGACAACCUGGAAUCCAGAGUGGCGCUGGAGUGUAAAGAAGCCUUUGCAGAGCUGCAGACGGAUAUUAAUGAGUUGACCAGUGACCUGGAUGGAGCAGGCAUCCCGUUUCUGGACUACAGAACCUACACCAUGCGUGUUCUCUUCCCUGGCAUUGAGGAUCAUCCUGUUCUGAAAGACCUGGAGGUCCCGGGCUACAGACAGGAGCAGGUGGAAAAGGGUCUGAAGCUUUUUGGUCAGCUGAUCAACAACAAGGUGUUCCUGCUGAGCUUCAUCCGUACGUUGGAGUCUCAGCGAGGUUUCUCCAUGAGAGACCGCGGUAACGUGGCCUCACUCAUCAUGACGGUGCUGCAGAGCAAGCUGGAGUAUGCCACCGACGUCCUCAAACACCUCCUGUCCGACCUCAUCGACAAGAACCUGGAGAGCAAGAACCACCCCAAACUGCUGCUGCGCAGGACGGAGUCUGUUGCGGAGAAAAUGCUGACGAACUGGUUCACGUUUCUUCUCUACAAAUUCCUAAAGGAGUGUGCAGGCGAGCCCCUGUUUUCCCUCUUCUGUGCCAUCAAGCAGCAGAUGGAGAAAGGCCCUAUCGACUCCAUCACAGGGGAGGCACGCUACUCUCUCAGUGAGGACAAGCUCAUCAGGCAGCAGAUCGACUACAAGACACUGGUGGUGAACUGUAUUCACCCGGACAACGAGAAGAGCCCAGAGAUUCAGGUGAAAGUACUGAACUGUGACACAAUCAACCAAGUGAAGGAGAAGAUCCUGGAUGCCAUCUACAAGAACGUUCCUUAUUCCCAUCGCCAGAAAGCCUCAGACAUGGACCUAGAGUGGCGUCAGGGCAGAGGGGUCCGGAUCAUCCUGCAGGACGAGGACAUGACCACCAAGAUCGAGAGUGACUGGAAGAGGCUCAACAUGCUGUCUCAUUACCAGGUGUCUGAUAAUGCCCUGGUGGCCCUCGUACCAAAGCAGGUGACCGCCUACAACUCUGUCAACAACUCCACCGUCUCCAGGACAUCCGCUAGCAAAUACGAAAACAUGAUCAAAUACACAGGCAGCCCAGACAGCCUGCGCUCUCGUACACCUAUGAUCACACCUGACCUGGAGAGCGGAGUGAAAGUUUGGCACCUGGUGAAGAACCACGAGCACGGAGACCAGAAGGAGGGUGACCGUGGCAGCAAGAUGGUCUCUGAGAUUUACCUGACCAGACUGCUGGCUACUAAGGGCACGCUGCAGAAGUUUGUAGACGAUCUGUUUGAGACGAUCUUCAGCACGGCACACAGAGGAAGUGCCCUCCCCCUCGCCAUAAAGUACAUGUUCGACUUCCUGGAUGAACAAGCCGACAAGCACGGCAUCCACGACCCUCACGUCCGGCACACGUGGAAGAGCAACUGCCUACCUCUGAGGUUUUGGGUGAACGUGAUUAAAAAUCCCCAGUUUGUGUUCGACAUCCAUAAGAGCAGCAUCACGGACGCCUGCUUGUCUGUCGUGGCUCAGACCUUCAUGGACUCCUGCUCCACAUCCGAGCACCGCCUGGGUAAAGACUCGCCCUCCAACAAGCUGCUGUACGCCAAGGACAUCCCCAGCUACAAGAGCUGGGUGGAGAGAUACUACUCAGACAUCAAUAAGAUGCCCGCCAUCAGCGACCAGGAUAUGAACGCUUACCUGGCCGAGCAGUCCCGUAUGCACAUGAACGAGUUCAACACCAUGAGCUCCCUCAGCGAGAUCUACUCCUACGUGGGAAAGUAUGCAGAGGAGAUUGUGUGCGCGCUGGAGGAGGACGACAGCGCCAGGAAACAGAGACUGGCCUUCAAGCUGGAACAGGUGGUCGCCUUCAUGAGCCUGGAGAGCUGAGGACCACGUUUCCCAGAGCGCACUGGGACCGCCGUCAGAAAACCAGAGGGGAAAAAAAAAAAAAACCGAGCCGUGCCUGAGCACCUGUACAUCUUCUGUUUUCUCGCAAACUUCCUUCCUAUCUACCAAGCAAACAAGAAUCCGCAUCAUAUUCAAGCUCUGCUUCCUAGAUGACUAGAAACGGGCCGAGGAGGAGGAGACCUUCGUGUUACGUUACCCAACAUGCAACAGGGAGGAAGGGAGGGAAGGAGGAAGGGAGGGUCCGGGUAUUAUUCUUUUUUUUUUUUUUCUUUUUUUUGGGAGGGGUGUCUGGAUGUGCUGCCUGCGAAACCCUCUCUCCUUCCCCAGGGGAGAAAAAAAAUAACUAAAAAUAAUGUUACGUUUAUGUUGCCUUUAAAAAUGAAUAGCUGUUAAGCGAAGUGUCUCACAUCCACGACGUCGCUGUUCUCAUUUUAUCCACUAAGGUUGUGUGUGAGUCUAACUCUGUAGUACCAAAAAAGAAAACAGUGAAAGAACACACUUUUGGUACCAGAAAUAAACUUGAAGUCCAUUGAGUUUACAAAAUGAUUAAAAAAAUAAAUAAAUAAAAGACACACUGGUGAAUACGGAGCUCGUGGCACGUCUGGGACACACGUGAGAAACUGGACCUUUGCUAAGGAAAGGAGCGCGAGGAGAUAAAAAGACACUGAUGAAUCGCCUCUGAUGAAAGCACACACACACACACACUCACACACACACACACCUUAGUCCAGCUGUAAGGGGCUUCCUCUGGGCUUUUUGUGGCUGAGGUUCUAAGGAUCAUCGUCCUCUUGGAAACAAGCACACGUUCUGUAGCUGCCUCAGAUUCAUAACCUCUGCUAGAAUUUAGUCGCUGAUACGGGGAUCGUCACGUCGCGGGGAAAGGAAUCGAGGUCGUUCACUGCCACAGAGUUUGCAGUCACACAAAUCACACACAAGAGGAUGAAGAAAAAAAAUAUAAAUAACCAAAGGAGAUGAUGAUGAUGAUGAAGUGACGAUUUUUUGUUUUUAAGGUGGCAGAAACCCGGACACUCAACCAAAGGUCUGUCUGCUAUCUGAUCUGAGCGGAAAAAGAAUAAAAAAUUUAAAAAAAAAAAAAAAGAAAACCCUUGCCGAUAAGACUUUCUUUGUACACGUCAGGAACAAAGCGCGUGUAAAGCGGACUCUUCUUCUUUUCGGCGGGGGGGAACAAAAAAUUUAAAAAAAACAAGCCCCCGUGAGAGAAACGAUGGACACGAAAAAAAGUAAAUAAAGUGAUACCGAUACAGACACCACACCUCUGAAGCACCGUUCUGUCCUUCAGCCUCUGACCUUUCUUUUGCCUUGACAGCGUGCUCCAUGUGGUGAUUUGAAACCAAUGUGUGGAGAUCCACCUUUGGGUACUUUAAUCGGCUUUUUUUUAAGCGCAUGUACUUGGAUUUAAAACUUGAUUAAAAAUGAACAAAAGGAAAAAAAAAAAAAAGAAAAAAAAAAAGACGACGACGACGACAACAACGGAACCUUAGAGAAAAAUUAAGCCUUGCUAAAAACGAUGAUGUGGAUGUCUUCUUUUCUUUCUUUUGCUUGGAAGAACAAGACAGGGAGAUGAAAAUAAAACAAAAACAAAAAAAAAAAUAAAAAUAACAAUCCGUCCAUCUAAAGCCGCAAACUUCUGUUAAGGUGGAACCUUUAUCCGACUCAGCCGGUCAUCCUCAUGUUUUUUGGUGAAAAGUGUUAAAUAAACAGUUAUAAUACUGAUAAUAAGAUCGAUAGCGUAAUCGAGUAUAGUAUAUUAUACCCUCUGCAUGUUGACCUAUUUGGAUGUUAUGAAAUGAAACUGCCUUGCAAAUCCAAGCUAUUUAUCUGAUACUACUAGGAAUUUCUGAAGUUUAAAAAAGGACAAAAAAAGGAAAAAAAAAAAAAAAAACUUUGUUUAGAUGAUCAACGGUUAGACGUCACGAAUUCAUCCGUCAUGAAGAAACGUCGCAGUCCCUCAGGUAGAUUGUUUAGCCGUUAGCCGUUAUCGUUCGUGUUCACGUUGAACAGCUGCACAAUAAACUGAUACUGUUACUGCUGCACCAUGAAAAACAUGCAAACUUUACGUUGGGUUUUUUUUUUUUAAAUAUAUAUAUAUAUACACCGUUCCAAGUCUGUCUCCUGACCAGGACUGUUUACUGAGAUAUGUUGGGGUUUUGUUUGUUUGUUUGUUUUUUUGUAGCUAGUUUUAUCAUUGUGGUGCUUCAAACUGAGAGUAAACAUAUUACGUAGUUCAAUUCGUGGGGAAACAAAAAAAGCAUCAAAACACAUCGUUACGGCAAGACAAAAAUAACACAAGGCAUAUGUUCUGUGACGAGGUUCUGCCGCAGAACCCGGAGGCGUGGUGUAGGUUCCACGCAGAACUUUUCGUCCAAGCGGAAAAAAUUCUUAAGGCUGAUUUCACACUCGAUGUUUUUAUUUUGUUUUAUUUUUUUAUUUUUUCCUCCAUAAUUGCUGAUGUGAUGCAGACAUUUUUGUUUUAUAAAUAAAUAAAUGAAAAAGCACUGCCGCUUAGGUUUUAUGGGUCGCACUGAAACUUCCAGGGCAGAAAGAAGUCCGACGUUUAAGAUCCACAAGAGACGUAGAGGACAAAAUGCUGAGAAAAGUGAGACGACGUGUAGAUUUGCCGGUUUUCCCGAUGAAAAAUAAAAUCUUUAGGAUGAGAGUUUAGAAGGUUUAGGACGUUGCUUUUCCAGGUCGACACCGUUUCCGAUGCUAAUCACACAGCAGACCCACACAGCAGGCUAAGAGAAGUACCUAGCUGAUGCUAGCUAGAACAUGAGGGAGGAGCCGUCGCUAUGGUUACGAUGUUCAUGUCAGCCAAAGAAAACAGUGUGAAAACAGCCUAAAGAUGCGACCUGUCAUUACAAAAAAAACAAAAAAAAAACCAACACGAAUAUAGUCUAUUUUACCGCAUAUUUUUCAUGACGAGAUUCUAAAAAUAAAUGAAAUCUUAUUAAGCCUCGAACAUUCUCACUCGUUUCAAGCUUGUAAAUGAAUAUAUGAUGUUUGUAUUGUAGAUAAUUCUGCUUUUAGAAAUAAACAGAAGACGUUAUCUGACAAUGAAACAAAUCUGAGACGAGUCUGAGACGAGAAUCUGAGACGAGACGAGACGUCCAAACGUUACGGCUUAAUGAUCGUAUUGGUUUUAGUUUUGAUUUUAAACCCAUGAUGAAGUUUUUUCUUUCGGUAGCUUUUGAUAAAAUUCAGGAUAUUUUUUACGUGGGAAGGUUUUCCCGUUCACAUUAGCGCGCUAAUCCAGUUUCGUUUUCAGGUUCUUGUUUUCUCCAGGGUGUAGUGAGAGUUCCAAUAAAGCACCAGAUGAAUGUAAAUAAUCGAGGUCCUGAUUGCCUUUUGCCUAGAAAUGUAGUGCGUUUUCGUUUGCCUCGUAAUUCGUUCGCCUCGUAAUUCGUUUCCUGUUUUCAUGUCCGUGACUGGGUUGAGCUCCGCUCUUUAAAACGCUCACGUGUUUUGAAGCGUCGCCGAAACGCGCAGGGGUAUCAGGAGGCGGAGCUCCCAACGCACGAGUCCUUUACUUCUGUAAAAAUAUCCCACAGAAAGCGGUCCUAAUUACCAAAAAGUUGAAACUGACGCCUGGGAAACUGCCAGAAGGCGUGUUGAUCGAGAUCGUCCAAGACGGUGGAUCGUCCAUCUUGAAGUCUUGAAGCGAGGACAGGAUUCCGCUUAAACCGUCAGACUACCACUUUCAGUAUUUACUUUAAAAAAGUGACUCGUUUUUUUGUAAAGGAAGCGACUGCCUCCGUGAUACGCCUGGCCGUGUUCUGUUUUCUAUCCAUCUUUCACGUACUGCCACGUGUGGUUGGGUGAAGCCCAGCCGUCCGUCUGUCUGUCCGUCCGUCCGUCUGUCUGUCUGUCUGUAACGGACCUGAUAAAGCUUCCACCUUUAACAUUUUGUAAGACUUAAAAAUGUCCUUCUAGCUCAGUGUUAUAGCAGGUGUUUCAGACCCCCCCCCCCCCCCCCCCGUUAGAAAAGACUUUUACUAUUUCCAUAUCGGACUGAGAGAUAACAGAAUUAUCCUAACAGGAGAAAGAGAAAGAGAAGGGGAGGAAGGAGAGGAAGAGGAGGAGGAGGAGGAGGAGGAGGAGAAGUGAGACAGGCGGAAAGGCGAGCUUCUCUAACUUUGUUAUAAUUAAUUGUAUACCUGUGUAUGUAAAUAUAAUGCAUUCCUAUUUUGCAGUCAAGGACAAAAUACUAUUUGUAAAAUAGAAUAAACUUUAUUAUGAAAAAUGC